AUGGGGAACCGUGGUAUGGAAGACCUGAUCCCACUGGUCAAUCAGUUGCAGGAUGCGUUCUCUCAAUUGGGGGAAGACUGUCCGUUGGAUUUGCCACAGAUUGCGGUAGUGGGUGGUCAAAGUGCCGGAAAAUCAUCUGUACUGGAGAACUUUGUCGGCAGGAUUGAGUGUUUCGACGGGGAGCGGGGAGAGAAUUGUUCAACAAGUUGGUAG
This is a messenger RNA of Sphaeroforma arctica JP610, 213 nucleotides long. RefSeq lists its product as hypothetical. NCBI's taxonomy places the organism in Eukaryota, Ichthyosporea, Ichthyophonida. Gene Ontology annotation, cellular component: microtubule; membrane; cytoplasm. Gene Ontology annotation, molecular function: GTPase activity; microtubule binding. The transcript is spliced from 2 exons. The coding region runs from base 1 to 213 and encodes 70 amino acids. The record is from RefSeq and is a predicted model, not a curated record.